AUGCCAUCGUCAUCGGAUACUGGAGUAUCGAACACUAUGGAUCCUAUAGUGAGCGUGUCGGACGAUGAGAUUCUGUCAGAGAGUGAGGUCUACACGUCAGACACUACUAGCACGGAUGAGGAUGACUUCCAACCGUUUGCUCUUCCUGAUUUUGGAGAUGAUAUUCCUAUUGCUGAUGGCCCUUUCGAUGGGGACCUACCUCUUCUUCAGGUCCCUGCUCCUCUACCGCUCACCGCAGUACCCCUCGAGGAUCUGCCUAAUGAUGAGUUCGCUGAUGAUGACAUUGAUUUGUUCCUAGAGGGUCCCCCGGAGGGUGACCAGGAUGGUGUGGCCCUCAUGGAUGCCGAUGUCCCUUUUGCUGAUGAUCCUGUUGUCGACCCUGUUGUUCCCUUGGCUGAGAUUCCUGCUGAUGUGCCCAUUGCUGAUCCUGUCGUUCCAGUCGAGGCUCCCAUUGAGGAGGCUCCUUUUGAUCUGUUUGGUCCUUACUCAUUCGAGUCUGUAGCGUCCGUUUCACUGCACGCCCAGGGCAUACAGCACUAUUCCUCUGAUUCCGACUCAGACAUGGCGAUGUCUGUUGCGCCCCUCGACGUUGACCUAGAUCCGGAGGUCGAGUUUUUACCUGAUGAGCCUGCUCCUGUUGACCCUUUACCUGAGCCUGGUCAUGUCGAUAUACCAGACAUAGCACCACCUGUCAUUGUUGCGCCCGUCGAUUUACCACCGAUUUCGGAUGUUCCUGUUAUUGAUGCACCCAUUGUUGCACCCGUAGUACCUGUUUCGGCCCCUGUGCAUGCUGACCAUGCACCGUUUGCCGCUCACAUUGAUCGUCGUUAUGCUGACACCCGUAACGGGUGGAUCGAGGAUGAUGAUGACUACCCACCGUUUGUGCUACCCGUCACUCCUCCUGUAGCACCUGUUUCCACACCUUUUGAGAUUCCAUUAUUCCACCCACACACCUCUGACGUCCAUCGCACUGAUCUUCCCAUCGCAUUCCUCCAGGACAUUCCGCCACCUCGUCCUAGGGAGGGUUCAUCGAGGCAGCCGCCUGUUUUUGUUCCACCUGUAUCGUCAUCAGUUCCGUUCAUGUCCUAG
Molecule: messenger RNA, 1089 nt
Organism: Helianthus annuus (common sunflower)
Lineage: Eukaryota; Viridiplantae; Streptophyta; Magnoliopsida; Asterales; Asteraceae
Product: proline-rich protein 36-like
Exons: 2
Coding region: 1-1089 (362 amino acids)
Source: RefSeq, a predicted model, not a curated record